Molecule: messenger RNA, 1845 nt
Organism: Encephalitozoon intestinalis ATCC 50506
Lineage: Eukaryota; Fungi; Microsporidia; Unikaryonidae
Product: ATM1 mitochondrial ABC transporter
Exons: 1
Coding region: 1-1845 (614 amino acids)
Biological process (GO): transmembrane transport
Cellular component (GO): membrane
Molecular function (GO): ABC-type transporter activity; ATP binding; ATP hydrolysis activity
Source: RefSeq, a predicted model, not a curated record
AUGAAGAAAAUAGACCGUCGAGCAAUAUGGAGCAGACUUGCAUCCAUGCUAAAGCCCACAUCUCCCCACGAGGUUGCAAUAGUCGUUGUAAUGGCCCUCUGCAUCGUCCUUGGAAAGUGGCUUGACGUUGCUUCCAUCAAGAAGAGAGGCUCUAUCAUCGACACCAUAAAGCACAUCAAGGACUCCGACAAUCCAGGCAUGUCCUUGAUCUUCCGCAAGGCAACAGCCUUCCUCGUCCUCAGAACCCUCUCCUCUCUCUUCAUCGAGUCCAAGGUCGUCCUCUUCUCCAUCAUAACAAACAGGAUUGUCGAGGACAUAACCUCCCGCAUUCUUUACCUUGCAAUCCACGCCUCCCAUGCUUGCGAAAUCAAGCCCACAAGCCUCAACAGGAUUGUCGAGAGGGGAAACAAGAAGAUCUGCAAGGUCCUUACAAAGAUCCUCACCGUCGCCGUCCCUGCAUUCUUCAACCUUGUUCUUCUCCUCAGAGAGGUCUAUAGGAUGUUUGGCCUCAGAUACCUUCUCCCCAUCCUCUUCACAAUCUCCAUCUAUGCUGUCUACACCUUUGUGACCCUGAGGAUCCGUUCCUGGUACAAGGAGAGAAUCAACUAUGCAGACAACUCGGUCUCCAAGAAGAUCCACGAGUGUGUCUCAAACAUGGAUCUUGUCAAGACAUGCUGCUGCGAGCAGGCCGAGGUCGACAGCCUCCAGGAGAUCAUAAGGGCAAUGUGGACUCUCAAGCUCUCCGACAAGGGAUGUGUGGCCAUAAUCAACUUUGGCCAGAGGAUACUCUUCACAAUCCUCUUUGUCUACUCCGUCCUCAAGGGCACUCCAGAUGCCUUUUCCGGCACAAUGACCAUUGGAGACCUGGCAACUCUCUUUUCCUUUGUAUUCUCCAUCGACCUGUCCAUGUGGACACUGGGUGUCAUUGCAAGGGACAUGGGGUUCUGGCUGAUAGACUGCGAAGAUCUGCUGAUCCUCCACGACCACUUGGAGAGGAUGGCCAGACAGAGUCCCGCCUCCUCCCUUGCCACAGGCUUCCCGUGUCCCUCUCUGUCAUCCCCCAAGUCCCAAGCCCCUCCAGCCAUCGAGUUCGAGGGCGUCAGCUUCGGAUAUCCAAACGCCCCUCCCAUCCUCAGAAACCUGUCCUUCAAGAUUGCCCGUGGCGAGCGUGUCGGAAUCAUCGGAAGGCCUGGAAGCGGCAAGAGCUCCAUCCUAAGGCUGAUCCCGAUGCUCCACUCCUACACAGGCUCCAUCCGCGUCAACGGCCUCGAGCUCCGCAACACCUCCCCUGCUGCCCUCCGCGCCUCCAUCGCCUGCAUUCUUCAGGACAUGCCUUUCUUCGACGAGACUGUCUUCCACAACAUUUCAUACGGCCUCCCAGCAACCAGCCUCCAGAAGAUCCUCGAGGCAUCCAGGAGUGCAGGCCUCGGGCCCCUGCUUGUGAGGCGAGGACUCCACUCGGCCAUGAAGAUGCUGAGCGGCGGAGAGGUCCAGAUGGUCUCGAUUGCAAGAUGCCUGCUCCAGAACAAGCCGCUGAUGCUUCUCGACGAGGUCACGUCGAGGCUGGAUGCAAGUGGGGAAAGGGCCAUCUUCGACCUGCUGAUGGGCCUUCCCGGAAAGACUGUUGUCAUGGUCUUCCACGAUCUGUGGAUGGCAGAGCACAUGGACAGGAUCAUCCUGAUGGACGCCGGCCGCAUAGUCGAGUCUGGAAGCCAUGGCGAGCUGAUGGAGCUCCGCGGGGAGUACUGGCGCAUGAAGACGGGGCUAGGAAACUUCAAACCCGCUGCAGGGGACCCAUUGCAAAGCCGCCAUGCCCCCCUGGAUGCAGGAUGCAGAGAUCUGUAG